AUGACGCUGGAUGCCAUCAUGGCUUGGUGUCGUCGCAAUGCCAUGGAACUUAAUGCUACAAAGAGUGCUGUCCUGACCUAUACAAGAAGGAAUGAUCAUAUUAUUUUUGACUACAAUCUAUCCGGCACUGCAUUGAGGAGAGUAUCAUGUUUUAGGGACCUGAGUGUGACAAUGGCCUCGGAUUUCGGUCCUGGGGAGCACAUUGCUCUCAUCUGUAGCAAGGCUAACUCCUCGCUGGGCUUUCUGUGUAGAGCGUCGAGUGACUUCCGAUCUCCAAAAACCUUGGCAACAAUUUUUAAAACUAUUGUUAGACCUGUCCUGGAAUACGCCUCCGUCAUCUGGUGUCCUUACCAAUCAGGCCACAUUGAAUCUCUGGAGCGGCUGCAGACUAAAUUCAUAAGAUUGAUGAGAUUGCGGCUUGGCUACUCAUAUAUGGACGUUCCAGUUGAGAGCUUGACAAAGGAUUUUGGCCUUCCUUCCUUGCGAGCGAGAAGAAAAUUGGCUGAUCUCUCGUUGCUGCAUAAACUGGUGAACGGGGUAAUUGACUGUCCUCAGCUACUUGCACUACUGGAAUUUCGGCUUCCAGGAAACACUCGCUCUCAGGACAUCUUCUAUAGGAGAGCCAUGCCCACACUCUACAGUCAUCACAGUUGUAUUCCUCGUCUGGGGAGGGAGGGUAAAGAAGUCUCCGGUGAGGUGGCCUUCUUCAGCACCACUCCGGCUGCCUUCAAGAAGUGCCUAAGACAAAUGAUCUUUCCACCACAGACAUAA
Molecule: messenger RNA, 771 nt
Organism: Homalodisca vitripennis (glassy-winged sharpshooter)
Lineage: Eukaryota; Metazoa; Arthropoda; Insecta; Hemiptera; Cicadellidae
Exons: 1
Coding region: 1-771 (256 amino acids)
Source: RefSeq, a predicted model, not a curated record